Messenger RNA from Paecilomyces variotii, 231 nucleotides. RefSeq lists its product as hypothetical. Bases 1 to 231 code for a protein of 76 amino acids. Lineage: Eukaryota; Fungi; Ascomycota; Eurotiomycetes; Eurotiales; Thermoascaceae. Gene Ontology annotation, cellular component: mitochondrial inner membrane. The transcript is spliced from 3 exons. The record is from RefSeq and is a predicted model, not a curated record. Gene Ontology annotation, biological process: mitochondrial respiratory chain complex IV assembly.
AUGCCUGCUGGAAUCUUCAACUCGACCUACUACGGCAAGGACUACCGCGCCGGUGCUGCCCUGCUCCGUGCCCGCCGGCCGUACCUCUUCAGGAAUACCUUGACUGGAAUCGGCCUCUUCUCAUUCUGUAUCGGAGUUUACACCUUCACCAUCCGAGCCGUCGGACAAGAAGACUUCUCUGACGUCGUCGUCCCCGAUGCCCCCGCCGCACCGAAGCAGGAAGCCAAAUGA